Molecule: messenger RNA, 465 nt
Organism: Neolamprologus brichardi
Lineage: Eukaryota; Metazoa; Chordata; Actinopteri; Cichliformes; Cichlidae
Source: RefSeq, a predicted model, not a curated record
GGACCCAUAAAUGAAUCAGAGUAUGAGAGCAACAUGGAAGAGCUGGACCAACCAACUGACUUCAAAGACUUUCCUGUCCGGAUCGACUGGAACGCCGAGCUUCCGGCCAACAUUGUGGUUCCCAGAGUUGAGAUUCACAGCCUGGUCCUGGACUUUGCCGCCGUCUCCUUCUUAGACAUCUCUGGACUGAAGGGACUCAGAGCACUGCUGAAAGAGCUGAUCCGAGUUGAGGUUGAGGUCUACAUCGUGGCCUGUGACUCUUACAUCCUGGAGAAACUCCAUGAUUGUAGCUUCUUUGAUGAUGAAGUUCAGUCUUCAAUGUUCUACCUGACACUGCAUGACGCCAUGCUGCACAUCCUGGAGAAACAUCCGGAGCCUCCUCCAAAAAAGUCUGAUUAUGAGAAGGAGGGAAGUGUGAAAGUCCGUGGGAAGAGAAUCCGUGGAGUUAGUGAUGUGGCCAGAUGA